CGCAAUGUCAGAUAAUGCAAUUAUAACAGAGUAGUAGUAGAAAAGGAAGUUUUGGCUUCUUGGGACGCAACUUCUGAGGACUAUUCAAGCAAUUAGUCAACAGAAAACCGAGUCAAGAUCAAGACUCAAAAGGGCACACGCAUAACUGGUUCCAACCUAUAAUUCACUUGAGUCUAGUUUCCUUUAUCCCUCUUCUAACUCCAUUCUUUGUUGAAUCAUUAAUGAAUAUAAUUUUGUAUCAUCACAUUCUAUUAUUAUUUCAUUUAUUUUUUUUCUUAUUUCCCUUUUUCUUUCAACUAUUUUUUUCUGGGAAUUCUGCCAAAACUGGAAGUCUCAGGUUAGUUCUGUAUUUCUCUGGUAUCUGAAGAAAUUUUGAGCGCAUGACACACACACACACACAUAUAUUAUUAUAUUGAAGUUAUUGGAUUCACAUGUUAGAGGAAAAAUCUACAUUCAUUUGGUUUGCUGAGUUGAGCCUUUGAUUUUGUUGUUCAAUUCAAAGAGGAGUGUCCAGUGUCCAUUCGAGGGAGGAUUUCUUAUCUUCUUUUUUAUUUUGGUUCAUGUUUCUUAAUUUGGAUUUUUUAACCAUACAAACACAAAAUUGUUAUUGAUUUUUAUGCUUGGAAUGGCCGUUGACCAUUUGUCAGUAUUAUUCUUUUCUGUUAUGGUCAAAAUUAUUUUUCUUACUUUAGGACUUACUAUGGUGAGUUCUGUUCCUUCAGCUUAUCCCGCACAACCGUUUGUCUCAAUUGAGAAUGUUUCUCGGCUGUACGAUGUAUGUUUCACUCACACAAGGGUCCAGGCAGUUCUGAAAUCGAGCUUUGGAUCUGAAGUGAAAAUUUAUGCAAUUAUGUUUAUGUUGUGAUGCAAGUGUAAGAAGAAUUGGUUAGGUAUUAUAUGUAAAUUUCAUCACUGUUUUGGUCAAUGAGUCUUGGCUUUCGAAACCUGAGGGUAUGAGAUGGAAAACGAGUUAUUAACUCGUGCCUCACUUGCCCCAACAUCGGAGUUACUUUCUCGGACCAUACUUGCUGUUUUUGAAACUGUGAAAGCAGCCAAUGAGGUUGUCAUUCACAAGGAAAAUUUUAAGAGAUUCGCUAUUCAUUUGGAGAAUGUUUCAUUUAUAUUGAAGUCUUUGUCAAAGGAAGGCAUACACAACGGCUGGAGCUUGCAAAAGGCUAUGGCUGGUCUCAACCGAGAGGUUGAAGUUGCUAAGCAGCUUUCUGUUGAGUGCAACAGUAGAAGUAAGGUUUAUCUUUUAAUCAAUUCAAGAAAGAUUGUUACCCGCUUGAAUUGUUGUACCAAGGAUAUAGGUCGUGCCAUAACUCUUAUCCCUUUGGCCUCUUUAAACAUUAGCUCUGGUUUAAAUCAACAGAUAAGUGAAUUGUGUCAAAAAAUGUUAGAUGCUGAGUAUCAAACUGCUGCAAUAGAUGAGGAGAUUUUGAAGAAAGUUGAGACAGCAAUACAAGAGGGAAAUGUUGAUCGGUCCUAUGCGACUCAGUUGCUAGCUGGCACUGCACGUGCCAUUGGGGUCCCCGUGGAGCAUGGUGCUUUGAAAAGAGAAUUCGAAGAUCUGAAAAAUGAAAUGGAAAAUGCCAAGUCAAGGAUGGACAUGUCAGAAGCUCUACACAUGGAGCAGAUUAUUGCAGUACUUGGAAAGGCAGAUUUUAUAACUUCAGCACAAGAGAAGGAAAGUAAGUAUUUUGAGAAGAGAAAUUCCUUGGGAGAGAGACCAUUGAGAGCUCUGCAUUCCUUUUACUGCCCAAUCUCUCAUGAAAUCAUGGUGGACCCUGUGGAGACUUCCUCUGGGAAGACAUUUGAGAGAAGUGAAAUAGAGAAAUGGUUUGCUGAAGGGAACAAUCUCUGUCCCUUGACCAGGUUGCCUCUGGAUACUAGAAUCCUGAGGCCAAAUAAAACUCUUAAAAUGUCUAUUCAAGAAUGGAAGGAUAGAAACACUAUGAUUACCAUUUCUACCAUCAAAUCCGAACUUGAAACGAAUGAUGAAGAGGAAGUGAUUCGGUCCUUAGACAAAUUACAGGACCUGUGCUUAGAAAGAGAGGUGCACCGGGAAUGGUUACAAAUUGAGAAUUACAUUACUGUUCUCAUUGGACUUCUUAGUUCUAAAAAUCGUGAAAUAAGGAAGCGUGUUCUACUCAUCCUGUCUAUGCUUGUAAUGGAUAAUGCGCAGAACAAGGAUGAUAUUGCUAUAGUGGAUAAUGGACUAGGAUUGAUUGUUCGCUCACUUUCACGACAAGUUGAGGAGCGCAAGUUGGCAUUGGAGUUGCUGUUGGAGCUAUCUAAAAGUAAAACGUUGUGCAGUCUCAUAGGAAACAUUCAAGGAAGCAUACUUCUGCUGGUAACAAUGUUAAAUAGUGAUGAUGUCGAAGCAGCCAAAAAUGCACAUGAGCUGCUGGAGAACCUCUCUUUCCUUGAUCAGAAUGUUAUAGAGAUGGCCAAGGCAAAUUAUCUUAAGCCUUUACUGCUGAAACUUUCUACAGGACCAGAAAAUGUGAAAAGAGUCAUGGCUGAAACUUUGUCAGAAAUUACAUUAAUAGACCAGAAUAAAUUGUCUUUGGUCAAAGAUGGGGCAUUGCAACCUCUUCUUCAGCUGCUCUUAAAUGAUGAUUUGGAAAUCAAGAAGGUGUCUGUCAAAGCUUUACUACAGCUCUCAAGCAUGCCAGAGAAUUGCCUGCAGAUGAUUAAGGAAGGUGUUGCUCAACCACUGUUGGAACUGCUAUACUGUCACAGUUUACAGUCACCUACUCUGCUUGAACAGGUUGUUGCCACAAUAAUGCAUCUUGCGAUGUCAACAACUCACCAACAAGCUGAAGCAGAACAGCUUUCGUUCUUAGAUUCCGAUGAAGAUGUGUACAAAUUCUUCUCUCUAAUUUCUUUGACAGACCAUGAGAUACAAAACAAGAUUCUCAAAGCUUUGCAGGCUCUGAGCCAAUCUUUCUAUGGCUUCCGCAUCAGAAAGCGGUUGAGACAGAUAUCGGCCGCUAAAUUAUUGGUAAACUUAUUGGAGACUAAUACUCAAAAAGUGCGGGUCAAUGCCUUGAAGCUUUUCUAUUGCUUGACAGAAGACUAUGAUUAUGGCAACAUCUCACCACAUAUAACUGAAAGAUUCAUUGAAGUCUUGCUUGCCAUCAUUGAGGCUUCUGAUGACGCAGAGGAGAUGAUUACUGUAAUGGGUAUCAUUUCUAAACUACCGCAGGAGUCUCAGAUGACCCAGUGGCUUCUAGAUUCUGGGGCACUUAAAACUAUUUUGACUUGUCUUACCGAUCAACAUAGCCAUGCCUCAGACAAAAUCAUAGAGAACUCUGUUCAAGCUCUUUGUCGUUUCACUGUCUCGUCGAAUCUGGAGUGGCAGAAGAGUGUGGCUUUAGAAGGCAUAAUCCCAGUACUGGUGCAACAACUGCUUUCUGGAACACCCUUUACAAAACGAAAUGCAGCCAUUUCGAUCAAACAGUUUUCGGAAAGUUCCUAUCGCUUGAGCGAGCGGAUAAAGAAGCCAGGUAUUUACAAAUGCUGCUUUGUAGCCCGAGAAACUGGUUGCCCAGCACACUUAGGCACCUGCUCAAUCGAGAAUUCAUUCUGCAUUCUGCAAGCUAAUGCCUUGGAGCCCCUUGUGCGCUUGCUUAGUGACACGGAUGUUAGAACCUGCGAAGCUUCCUUAGAUGCGAUACUAACUUUGGUUGAUAGUGAAGCACCGCAGAGUGGAAGUAAGGUACUUGCAAAUUCAAAUGCCAUUGCACCGAUGUUACAAUUAUUGAGUGUUGAAGCUCCCAGGUUGCAGGAAAAAAUUCUAAUAGCUUUAGAACGAAUUUUUCAACUAGAUGAAGUGAGAAAUAAGUACAAAGCUAUGGCUACAAUGGCCUUGGUAGGCAUAACUCAAGGGAAAGAUAGCCUUUUGAAAAGUCUUGCUGGUAGAGGCCUUGCUCAAUUGGAUAUACUUGAUAAACAGUCUUCUUAUUUUUAGAAAACUGUCUCGCAGUCGUUUGGUUACUUGUAUCAUUUAAGGCACAGUAAUCAAAAACAAAAAUUUUACACAAGCAAAGUUCAUGUUUUAAA
Messenger RNA from Vigna radiata var. radiata (mung bean), 4068 nucleotides. Its product is annotated as U-box domain-containing protein 44. Gene Ontology annotation, molecular function: ubiquitin-protein transferase activity; protein binding. Gene Ontology annotation, biological process: protein ubiquitination. The transcript is spliced from 4 exons. The record is from RefSeq and is a predicted model, not a curated record. Bases 959 to 3976 code for a protein of 1005 amino acids. NCBI's taxonomy places the organism in Eukaryota, Viridiplantae, Streptophyta, Magnoliopsida, Fabales, Fabaceae.